UUAGCCUCUAAAUUUUUAAACUUUUUACGAGUCUGAAAUAAUUAUUAACAGCUGGGGCUCUCUAUGACUGUUACUAUGUUAUAUAGCAGUGCAACAUACGUACUCGCCUCAGUUCAACAGGUGUAACCGAAGAAGUUCUUCCCUUGGUUACGGAAACAUGCACUUAAUGUACAGAGUUUGCCAUGUUCUAUGACUAUGAGACUUACAGACACAUCUCCAAAAUGUCCAAAUCUUGGUGUGAAUUUUAUUCAACACUGUACUAAACUUUCUGGAAAACAUAAGAUAUAUGAAUUACGCACAUACACAUCACAUCCAAAAGAUUUUAAGGAGUUCUUGAAGUUGACCGAAGAAAAUUUUCAUCUGCGUACUAAGCAUUCAAAAUUAAUUGGUUAUUGGACGUCAGAAAUUGGUGGAUUAAAUGAAGUUGUUCACAUUUGGGAAUACGAUAGCUAUAUACAUCGUACGAGUGUCCGACAAAACUUAGCAUCUGAUCCAGAAUGGUUGUCGGCAUACAUAAGUAAAGCUGCUCCAGCCUGGAUGAAGCAAGAUAAUGUAUCGAUGAGCCUUUUCCCAUGGAGUCAGAUUAACACUCCCCACAAAAUGGGUGUGUAUGAGCUACAGGAGUUUAACAUGAUUGGAUAUAUUAAAGACUGGGAGGAACCUCUCAAAGUAUUCGUAGAUUUGAGUGUUGACUGUUUUCAAAAUGCCAGUUCUUCUCUCAUUGGGGCAUGGGAAGUUCAGUUUGGUCCUCAGAAUACUGUUUUCGUAUUAUGGCAACAUCAGAGUUUUGACAAAAUGAAGGAAGGAAAAAAAUUACUUUUACAGGAGACGAAUGAACAGAUUUUGAGGUCAUUCUACACACUUGUUGGGAGUGCUCAUUGUAAGGCUCUUCUCUCACAUAAAGUUUCCCCACUUCAAUAGAAAAUACUGAAUGAAGACUUUGAUAUUAUCCUUGAAAAGAACGCUGUCAAAACCAAAAUGGAAUUCUAGUAUACCUGGAACAAAAACGGAGAGAUGAUGAUGAAGAUGUGAGCUCAGCUGCUAACCACAUAUAUAUGCUUCACUUAAAGAUUAUCAUUGCACUGAAUUUUAUAGACACUAACUCGGCUGCUUUAAAAAUACAUUAUUUAACCUUAAGAAUUCUCAACAAAAAGUUUGGACACCAAGACAUGAACUUUAAAUAAAGAACUUUAAAGACAUUCUUUAAUUGACAAUUAUCAUCAAGGGUGUUACUGUUUAGACAUCAAGACAUAAACUCAGUUCUUCAUACUGACUAUUAUCACCAAGAAUCUUUGAACAUCAAGAUAUGAUACAUACUUAUACUGUCCCUUCUUCUGUGUGACUUAUUGCACUUGCAACAGAAGGUUACAUAUAGUUCCAAUAUGAUACACAUCUACUCUCACACAAAAGCUUUUCUCGAUCUUCUUCUGCCCUCUAAUACAUUUAAAAAAAAUUUUCUUGCUUAGUCACUAGCCUUUAUACCCCUCAGUUCAAGCUGCUUAUUUAACAUGUAUAGUGCAUGCGACAGCCCUCCACCAAUAGGAGCAUGACACACACACUUCCAGAGCAGCUGGCUCCCUCUGUAUUACAUUUCGUGUACUUCAAUUUCUUGAUUGACAUUAUAUGAGUUGGACAUGUUUCUCACUUAAUUUCAGUUUUCAGUACUGUGUUACACUUGCUUUUUUUUAAUGUGUGUGUGUUCAUUCUAUCUUGCAUUAUGUCGUGAUACAGAUUUUGAUUUUGUGUUUUAUACACGUUAUUGUGUUUUCAAAAUUUGAUGUUUCUUGUGGUUCCCAACAUGGUUACAGUUUUUUCUGGGAGCACAUUUACUUUUCUUAUCCAGGUCUUGGGAUCAACAUUGUCUGUUGAGGGGGUACAUGCCUUAGUUUAUAGAGUGUUCACUUCUUCCAUGUGGUCUGAACCUUGUUCAUCAUGAUGGUCAAAGUGUAUUUCAACUUUUCUGUAUGUUUGAGAUGCAAUUGAUUUCACUUAGUUUUAUUUUUUUUUAUCCAGUUACCAUGGAGGUUUAUUCUAUUCUCCUCCUAUUACUUCCAGCUUCCCCAGUGACUUGAUGGUAAGUAUUUCGACUUGUAUACUACAAACCGGGUUGCUAUACCCAUGGUUGGCUUUGUCAUUAUUUCCACACUUGUGCAUUAAGCAUUUCAUAUAAUUCAGUGUUAUGAAUUUGGUAAGUUGGAUAUUUCUAUGUACUUUGUUGUCUAUGUCGAUUUUUGAUGCAUUGUUGGUUAGAUUUUACUUGGUACUUUGUUUUCUUGGUAUAUUUAGGCAGUUUGUAAGUUCCAUAUAAUUAAUUCCUUUGUUGAAUAGAUACAUUUUGAUGGUAUUUCAGUUUGUUAUUAAUAAAUACUUUGUUCAAUAGGUAUGUUUAGCUGGUUUAUAAGUGAAAUGUCAUUAAUACUAACUUAUGGUUAUCUUUGAAUCAUUAUUUUUUAAUCAUUGUUAAAUAUAUGACUUAUAAUCCUUAUCUUAGUAAGUUUCUGAGGUUUUUUUUGUUUUGUUUUUCAUUGUUACAUCACCGACAUGUUUGUUUAUUUACGUGUCAUAGGACUGAGCAUUGCUCAAGCUCCAAUUCCUUAUUUUUUGAUGUAGCCAAACCUCCCAGAUCUGCCAAUCAUUUAUGUAUGACUAUAAUAUGACUACCCGGAAUCUGGAAAAGUCCAACAUCUGGCAAGGCUUAGGUCUAAAAGUUGCUGGAUUUCGGAGGGUGACUAACAAUUUUUCUCCACAUAAUAUACAUUUAGGGGUUUGUUCCCACAUCAUAGUUAGUUCUUUCUCCCUAGCAUUUAGUUAAUACUUGUAUUGUCUUGUUGUUUUCCCGCUCCCUUUACAUGUUUUGUAGCAAUUUCAUGAACACAAUGUUGUUUUGUAUUUUAAUGCUAGUGUUGUUUUCCUAGGUUCCUUCACUCGUUUUUAUCUCACUUGGGUUCGUGUGCGUUGCCCCUCCCCUGGAAUUUCUAUCUCCAUGCCUUUGCCUUUCAGGGUGUGGCUGCCCUUUCCCUACUUCCCAGGCUUAUUUGGUGUUGGGUUUUGUUGGAAUGAAAUACGCUACUUUCAGGGGUUCAUCUCCCCAUAUUGUCCCUCUGGGAAAUCAAACAGGCUCUGUUUUUGCAUAAUACAGAUUUUGGCAGCUGUUUUGCUUCUUUUGGGUCCCAUAUCAAGGUGUCCAUCUUGCUUACUUCCCUUCAGUCUUUUACUUGCAUCUCGACUUUCACACCCCUUUUAUCCAUUUUUCCUGUUCCAUCAUGGAAGUCAACAGCAAUAUGGGUCUCUGCAUGGUGGGUUUAAAUUCUGUGGGGACUGGGUUUCUCUGUUUUGUCGACUUUUAAGAGAUCUUUAUUUCUGUUACAUGGUUUCUCUGGGUUUUUUCAGAGUGUGAAUCACUUCACUUCCAGUGAUUAUCUUCCUGAUUAUUGUUUACCAUUCUUUUACUUCUUUCAAAGAAUCCUUAAUCAUGCAAUUGGCUGUCCACUGUUGGGUGAGACCUCUUACUGGGAGUUUUAAUGCCAGUUUUUCCAGUUUGGCUGGGGUUUUUCCUCUCAGCCUUUAGUUGUCCCCUCCUUGGCUGAUGUAUGGAGACUUGUCAUAGACUUCUCCUGUCUUUGUCAGCCUCUGGUUCUUCUUCAUUCCACCAGGAUGUUGUUUCUGUCACUUCAUUGGGCUUUCACACCUUGUCUGUGGGUGUCCUUGUUUCCCUCAGAUCCUUUCUGUGUUUUUGUAAGUAGUCACAAACUUCACUGGAUAUCUACCAGUGUGAGUCAUCCAAUCUCAUCUUUCUCAGGACAACUGGUUUCCAGCGUCUUUCUGUCUUGAUUGAUGGCACCUCUGCUUGGAUCCCUUGGUUCAUCUGGUCGUAUUUCAUUAUUUUCAUUGGACUGAAUCUGUUUGGUGAUGGGGCAAUGGCCAUCCUAUGGCUGGUGUUCUUCUUCUACCUCCUCAGGUCUUCCGUCUUUCACCGAUGCUUGUCUUGUAGGUGGUAGUACAUAUCUCAGUACCUUGGAUAUUUCCAGAUAUUGGGCUUUGGUGAAUCUGUGCUUCAUUUCUUAGUUUUGGCAAUCUUCAUUGUGCGUAGAGCUUUAUCUCUUAUCUUCCAUCUUUUAUGAAAGAAGGUGGUUUUCAUGCAUUCUGCCAACUUCUAUGUGGUCUUCUACAAGCAGGUGGGGCCUAAUUCUGGUUCCUUUCUUUUUGUAUCUGGGGUUACAACUUUUGGGUCUGCAUACACAGGAUACUGUUCUUGGUUUGCCAUCUUAUCAGUGUUUUGAAUCUAGUUGCAGAUUGGUUGUACCACCCGCACGUGAUCAUUCCCAUAGAGUGGUACCUCCAUCCUCCAGUUGUCUGGUGGUUAUGCUCUUGUCUGGGCAUUCAGUACAUAGAUGCAUUUGCUAACCAUCUGGGUGAUGUCCUGCCAUCUUUCUGGUCUUCAUUUCCUUGGCCUCUAGCUUUGGGUUGGUCUACCCUUUUUUCUAGUAUGGAGGGGCCUUCCAUUUUAUGCCUUCUUUCCUAUACAUCUCCUCCCCUAACAUAUUUCCUUCAUCCACACCUCUCUCUGGAUGGCUCAGUUUGACUGGCUCAGCCUUGGUUUCCCAUCCAGAGACCUCCACUGCCUGUUAGAGAGACUCUGCUUUCACACCCUUCUCCAUCCCAUCCUUUUCCCAUAUUUGUUCCCAGUCAGUUCUGGAUUGCAUUCUGUUUCCUGUGCAGGUUAUGUGGUGCUAUGUUUCUCAAAUGGCUUAUUUUCAUGGUCCUUGUUCCCCUUUGUUUCUUCCCUGGAGCCACUUGUUGUUUCAUGACCUUCCCUCAUCACCCUUACAGUUUGCUUACUCUUCCCUCUCUUCCAUAGGUUGUCAUCUUUAUCAUGUCCCCUCUCAUCUGUUUCAACACAUCACCAUUUCUUUGGUGACUCAUUUUUUUAUCCUCUGGAGGAGAUUGUUCAGGCCAAAAUUCCUCAUAAAUUUGUCUGUCAUUACCUGCUCCAUCUGGUGGAUAUCAUUUCCUUCCAGUGACAAUUCCCCAUGCUCCGGUUCGACUCUGUUUUGAGUAAGUGUAAUUUUUUUCUGCUAUUUGUUUCCAGGGGCUUCUCCUUGUGUUUUUAUUACAUAUUCAGAUCCCACUCAGUGGUUAGUAUUGCCUGGUCAGGUAUGUUCUACUUUAAAAACAAAAAGUAAAAACAGCACUUGCUCCCAUUAAGGUUGUAACACACACUUUUCAGAUGGGGUGUUCCACAAGACCACUAAUGGCUUACCUAGUGUUAUACAUACUUAUGUAUAAUUCUAUUACGUACUUGGCAGACCAUCACUCAUGUACCAUCAUAAGUAAAGCAAAAAGGGUUUUCUGCCCAGCCCUUGAUUGGAUAAAUUGGGGGUGAUCUGCUUUUCAAAAUAGGGUUUUGUGGUCACCCAUUGUACUUUCUCUGGUGGGUCAUUCUUUUAGACUCCCUACUGCCUUUUACCUUCCCUUCCUCUAGUGGAGUUUGGGAGUCCAUACCACUUUCCAGUUCCUAGCCACUGGGGUUCUGGAUCAUGGAGGCUUCUUCUGGAGUGUAGCAUACAUAUACUAACAUUAUUUAUCUCUAUACUCUCUUGAGAAGAGGGCAAAGCUAUAAACCCUCACUUCUUCUCCCUCCUGGGUUAUUGUUCUUGGAGGUCUGAUGUAGGAUGGAGCUAGACCAGCCACCACUGGUUUUAUAGUGCCCUGUUGAGACUGGUAGAUGCCCUGUCUCAGUAAUUCCGAUUGCAGGAUGGAUUUUUCCUGCUCUUACAAUUGAGCUCGGGGAACUUCAUCUGCCUCAUAAUGUUGGUUGUAGGAUGUAUGAUACCCUGUUCUUAGAGUUGAGCAGACAUUACACAUUGUACUCGUAAUACUGGGUGCACAUGGUUAUCUUCCCUGCUCUUAUGGUUUAGUGGAUCUUGUUCUUUUCCUGUUCAUAAUACCGGAUAAAGAAUGAAUUCCUGUUUUUAGAGUUGAUUUGAAAUUCACACACUGCCCCAUAAUUCCGGGUUCAUUAUGGUGUACUUCUUGCCUCCUAUGGUUGAUGUGGGUUGGUCCAGUCAUUGCCAUUUGCUUACUUCCUCAUAAUUACGUUUGCUUGCAGUAUAGCAGGAGUUUACUUGUGUGGGGCUCAUGUAUAUAUAUAUAUAUUGUUCAUGAUUUGCUCACCAUAGCCACAUUACAUUGUACAUACUCAUUUGAUUCUUCAGCACUGUAUUCCAUCUUGUAAUAUAAAGGAUGGGUAGUGGAACCUCAUCUGUCCUGUUAGGGUUGAGGAGAUUCUUGCUCCAAUGUUUUCAGAGGUCUUUCUUUUAUGGUUUGGUUCUUGAUGCCACCUGUUUUAAGGCACUUCACUUCUUCAAGGGCGAAGGGCAUACCUGUUCCAGAAGUGGUGCAGUCCCCCUCAUGUGUGCUUUUGUUCAAUUACCAAGCAUACUUGUUCAAUUUCCCAUGAAUGCUUUCCAUGGGGAGUCUCUUACUUCUAUGCUACACCAGUCCCUCCACCUAUUCCAUGUGGAGGUUAGGUGUAUUGUAUUGGAAGUUAUCAUUUUCUUACAUUGAAAAUAGAUUUCCGAUAGACACCUCCUCUCAUACACUUCCUACCUUUCCUCCCACUUCUUUUGUUUUUCUAUUAUCUGAUGUGCUAAUCUCAAAGUGAGGUACACGAAAUCUAAUAUAGAGGGAGCCAGCUGCUUCUCAUAUUGAUGGAGAGUUGUCUCAUGGGCUAUGCAAGCUGACUGAGCAGCUCGAACUGAGGGUGUAUAAAGGCUAGUGAGUCAAGGAAGAAUAAAUUUCUUUUCAAUGCAUUAGAGGGAAGAUGAAGAUUGGGGAAAGCUGUUGUGUGAGAUGAGGUAGGUAUCUAUCAGAAAUCUAUUGUCAUUGUAGCAAAAUGAUAAUAUAAAAACAUUCAAAUUAACCAAGAAUGUUUAGACACCAAGAUGUGAACUCAGUAAAUUCUGGUUCAUUAUAAAAACAACUGCACAAUAGUUUUAUAUUCUUAUAGAAAAGUGGGGCAUUUAUUUUUUAUCUGAUUGCACCAAUAGGUCAUUGUGUUGUGUUAUACAUAGUGGAACCUUAUCUAAUAAGCUUAUUGUCUGUUUAUGUAACCAGAAAUUCAAUACAUGGAAUAAAAAUAAGUACUUACAUGA
Limulus polyphemus (Atlantic horseshoe crab) is the source of this 7154-nucleotide messenger RNA. Its product is annotated as protein NipSnap homolog 3B-like. The coding region runs from base 190 to 921 and encodes 243 amino acids. The record is from RefSeq and is a predicted model, not a curated record. NCBI's taxonomy places the organism in Eukaryota, Metazoa, Arthropoda, Merostomata, Xiphosura, Limulidae. The transcript has 7 exons. Gene Ontology annotation, cellular component: mitochondrion.